UGUUCGUUCGUUGACAUAUUUUUAUCGGUGAAGAGCGAAGAAGUGAUUCAUUUUAUGAUUUCCUUACUCAAGAAAUUAUAGAAAUAGUAUAGUUAAAUUAUAAAUAUUCCUCUUCAGUUAAUAACUCUCUAUCGUAGCUCAUAAAUAGCCGAUAGUUUUCGGUUGCAGAGAGGUAGGAAAAGUAAACUGAACGAGACCAACGCAGUCACAGUAUUAUUUUGUUUUUCUGAAAAUAAUAAGUAAUCCCAACGAAAAUGCCCGCUUAUCACUCGACGUUGACGGACUACACCCAAUCUGUUGGCAAUCUGGCGCUCCUUCCAAUACGAACAACUUUCAGAGGUCCGGCUCCGAUCAGUCCGAAGAUUGAAUUGGAUGUUAUCGACGAAGCUCUCAACUACUUCAAAGCAAAUGUGUUUUUUAGGUUCUAUGAAAUCAAGUCUGAUGCUGACAGAGUUCUGAUUUACCUCACUCUGUACAUCUCUGAAUGCCUGAAGCGGCUCCAGAAAUGUUCAAACAAGAAUCAGGGACAACAGGAAAUGUAUAUGCUGGCCAUAUCUAAGUUUGAUAUCCCUGGGGAGUAUGGUUUUCCUCUGAACUCUGUGUAUGCUAAGCCUAGCAGUACUCAGGAAGCUGAUUUGAUGAGACAGUAUUUACAGCAGUUGAGACAUGAGACUGGUGCUCGUGUUUGUGAGAAGGUAUUUGCUACUGAAGAUGGUAAGCCAAGCAAGUGGUGGCUCUGCUUUGCCAAGAGGAAAUUCAUGGACAAGUCACUGUCAGGCCCUGGACAAUAGACAAAGCACACCAAAGUUAGCAUUUAUUUACCCUUUACACAUUUAUUACGAUGUUUGAUAAAAAACCAUUCCAAAAAAUUUUAUACUUGUCUCAAUGGUGCAUUGGUAUUUGUAAUAUUAAAUGUGCUACUUAUCUAAUAUUACUGAUGUCUAUUUAAAACACUUCUCUAUCAGCAUUUUGUUUGUAUCUGCCUAAAUAGUU
This is a messenger RNA of Helicoverpa armigera (cotton bollworm), 993 nucleotides long. RefSeq names its product actin-related protein 2/3 complex subunit 3 (gene Arpc3A). Gene Ontology annotation, molecular function: actin filament binding. Bases 255 to 791 code for a protein of 178 amino acids. Gene Ontology annotation, biological process: Arp2/3 complex-mediated actin nucleation; regulation of actin filament polymerization. The transcript is spliced from 5 exons. NCBI's taxonomy places the organism in Eukaryota, Metazoa, Arthropoda, Insecta, Lepidoptera, Noctuidae. Gene Ontology annotation, cellular component: cytoskeleton; Arp2/3 protein complex. The record is from RefSeq and is a predicted model, not a curated record.